Parascedosporium putredinis is the source of this 522-nucleotide messenger RNA. The record is from the annotation of a GenBank genome assembly. Lineage: Eukaryota; Fungi; Ascomycota; Sordariomycetes; Microascales; Microascaceae.
AUGGGCCUGCCGCAUAGACUCCACCAACAGGGCGUAGAGGACGCCACUGAGCACGAGUCGGACAGCGUCCUUGCCACCGAGGAGACCCUUCUAAAUACCAUCGCGUGGGCACCCCCGGGGACAUUAGGGGCAGGGCUCCGUCAUUCCCGUGACCGAGUCGCCUUCCCCGCGCGGCCAUCUAGAUGCAUCCUGGUAUUUACCCCCGAAGGCGUUGCGGUAGGCAUGGCCCUCUACUUCUAUAACUAUAGCACCUGGAGGGCAAAGCCUGGCAUCUACCUCGAGGACCUGUACGUGAAGUUGUCGGAGCGCAAGAGGGGCUACGGCUUCAUGUUGCUCCAGCACCUCGCCCGGGAGGUGGUCGCCAUGGACGGCGGGAGACUCGAGUGGUCGGUGCUCAAGUGGAACGAGCCCAGCAUCAAGUUCUAUGAGUCUAUUGGUGCCAAGAGGAUGGAUGAUUGGGUCGGCAUGAGGGUGGACGGGGAGGCGCUGGUAAAGUUGGCAGGUGAUGGCGUUUUCCAAUAG